Molecule: messenger RNA, 2359 nt
Organism: Haliaeetus leucocephalus (bald eagle)
Lineage: Eukaryota; Metazoa; Chordata; Aves; Accipitriformes; Accipitridae
Gene: CARS2
Product: cysteinyl-tRNA synthetase 2, mitochondrial (putative)
Exons: 15
Biological process (GO): cysteinyl-tRNA aminoacylation
Cellular component (GO): cytoplasm
Molecular function (GO): cysteine-tRNA ligase activity; ATP binding
Source: RefSeq, a predicted model, not a curated record
UGCGGCGCCGGGCGGCGGGAGUGGGUGCCGCCGGCGGGGCGGGACAGCGGGAUCGUGGCUUACAACAGCCGGAGCCGGAGCAAGGAGCCGCUCGUACUGGCCACGGGAGGAGUGGCGACCUGGUACAGCUGCGGGCCGACGGUGUACGACCGGGCGCACCUCGGGCACGCCAGCUCCUAUGUUAGGUUUGAUAUAAUUCGAAGGAUAAUGACUAGGUUUUUUGGAAUUGAAGUUAUCAUGGUGAUGGGGAUCACAGACAUAGAUGACAAGAUAAUAAAAAGAGCCAAUGAGAUGAAUAUAUCCCCAGUAGCUCUUGCUCGUAUUUAUGAAGAAGACUUUAAACAAGAUAUGGCUGCCUUAAAGGUUCUUCCUCCUACAGUAUAUAUGAGAGUGACUGACAAUAUUCCUCAGAUAAUUUCCUUUAUAAAAACAAUAAUUGCUAGUGGACAAGCUUACGCAACCUCGCAAGGCAAUGUUUAUUUUGAUGUUAAGUCUUGGGGAAAAAGAUACGGAGUAUUAACUACUAUUUAUCCUGAUACCCAAGAUGAAGCAGUUGAUACUGAUAAACGACAUGGUAAAGAUUUUGCCCUGUGGAAGGCUGCCAAACCUCAAGAGCUAUCUUGGACUUCUCCCUGGGGAAAAGGAAGACCUGGAUGGCACAUUGAGUGUUCCACAAUAUCAAGUGCAGUGUUUGGAAAGCAGCUGGACAUCCAUACUGGUGGAAUAGAUCUUGCAUUUCCUCAUCAUGAAAAUGAAAUCGCACAGUGCGAGGUAUAUCAUCAGUGUGAGCAAUGGGGGAAUUACUUUUUGCAUUCUGGGCAUUUGCAUGUUAAAGGAAGUCAGGAAAAAAUGUCCAAGUCAUUAAAAAACUUCAUAACAAUUAAGGAUUUCCUGAAGAAAUUUUCGUCGGAUCAAUUCAGGAUGUUUUGUCUGCGCAGCAGAUACAGCUCAGCAGUAGAAUUUAGUGACGACAGCAUGGAUGAUGCAAAGCACCUUCUUCAGGCAAUCUCCUCAUUUAUCAGAGAUGCAAAUGCUUAUAUAAAAGGACAGCUGGUAUGUGACCCUGUUAGAGAAGACAUACUGUGGGAAAGGCUAGCCAACACAAAAGUAACCGUGAAGGCUGCGUUUGCAGAUGACUUUGACACCUCCAGGGCUGUUGCAGCAAUUAUGGACCUCAUUCACCAUGGCAACAGACAGCUUAAGGCUGUUACUAAGGAUGCUGGAUCUCCUAGAAGCUCUGUUGUGUAUGGAAGCAUUAUUUCCUAUAUAGAAGGCUUUUUUAAUGCCCUUGGGAUGUCCUUUGGAGAAAGACAGGUGGCUCUGGGAGGAGACAACUCUGCUGUGCUCUCUAACGUCAUUGACGAGCUUGUAAGGUUCCGCGCGAAGGUCCGUCAUUACGCGCUUGCUCUGCCAGAAGAAGCAGACGCAGUGCCGAUGGAGGGUGCUGCAGCAGCCGAAGGAGCGAAACAGGAACAGAAGGAAAAGAGACAGCAGUUAAUACGGGAGAGAAAACCCCUCCUGGAGGCUUGUGACAGUCUGCGUGGAGACCUUGCUGCCUUUGGAAUCCACAUAAAGGACAGGGCUGCUGUUUCAACCUGGGAAAUCGAAGAAGGAGGGCAAGUGGGGCAGCAGACCAAGAAAAAAAGCUGAAACUUCAUCCCUGGACUAUUUUAUUUUGGCUGCUUUGGCAACAGUUGUAAAUAUUAAUGCUUUCCAAAUAAAAUCUUUGGAACAGAAGGGCUAGCAAAGACAUGAUCUGAGCAAAACUGUUGGCACUGCUACUAGGUAAAUAAACACAGGAGCAUCUGAAGUACAUGACGGCAGGGCAGAAGCAGCCUUGGUCUAGUCUAAUGCAGGAAAUGCCCCAGCCCCAGCUGCUACGUGAUCUGUGCUUGUGCCCUGUUUUGCUGAGCGAGCACUGAGAAUUAAAAUGUAGUGAAGACUGAGGCAAGAACUUAGGCCUGUCUUCGAGGGUAAAAACACUUAAGUUUUAUACCCACUGGUUUGAACAGUUGUGUUCCUCUUGGACAUGGGAAGAAGUAACACUUUUAGCCUUGGCGUAUUUCCUCAUUGCAGUGUUCUGGGUUUGGUCCUGUGAAAUCUUUAAUGGUAAUAUGAUGGUAUCCAGUCAUCUGUAAGGCUUGGCACCUUUUCAGUUUGCUUUUGCACAGAAUACACUGAGAUUUCCCUGGCACUAGGACUGCAAUGUGCUCAGGACCUCUCCAACAGCAUUGUGAAGAGAAAAUUAGAUAUUUGGUUAUUACCUGUUCCAUUACCUCUUCUCCUUUGCUAUGUUUGCAUUAAAAAAAAUCCCCUGGAUGGUGUGGCUGCAGCAGAUGCAGUGGCCUGCUGUACAUGU